Messenger RNA from Ahaetulla prasina, 3490 nucleotides. RefSeq names its product WEE1 G2 checkpoint kinase (gene WEE1). The transcript has 11 exons. Gene Ontology annotation, cellular component: nucleus. The record is from RefSeq and is a predicted model, not a curated record. NCBI's taxonomy places the organism in Eukaryota, Metazoa, Chordata, Lepidosauria, Squamata, Colubridae. The coding region runs from base 230 to 2191 and encodes 653 amino acids. Gene Ontology annotation, molecular function: magnesium ion binding; ATP binding; non-membrane spanning protein tyrosine kinase activity. Gene Ontology annotation, biological process: protein phosphorylation; mitotic cell cycle.
CGUGACUAACGGUCGCGGGAAAGCCGCGGAGUCUGAACGGGCGAUUCUGUGGGUCGGGUGGAGAGAGCCGGAGGUUUUUUGGGACAAGCUGGGAACCUCGUCGGGUGGCUGUGUGAACGCGCGCCGGAGGAGAGUCUGACCGCAGGGGGGCAGGAUUUGGCCUGUCAAAGGCAGCUGUCUGAACAGAAGCCUCAGCCGGGAGAGAAGAGCGUGUACGAUCUCAGCCACCAUGAGUUUCCUGAGCCGGCAGCAGCCGCCGCUGGCCACGGGGGCGCGGCGCCUGACGGUCCGGAGGGCUGCGGCCCCUAUCCGGCAGAAACUGCUUUUCUCGGGCGGUGGAAGCGACUGUGAGGAGGAGGAAGAAGAGGAAGAAGGCGGCUAUGAAGAGGAGGAAGAGGAGGGAGGCGGCAGCAGCGGCAACAGCACCGGGGAAGAUUCGGCCUUCCAGGAAGCCGACUCCCCUCUUUCGGGCAGCCGCACCCCGGCUCGGUUGGAGCCUCAGCCACCGCACAACCCCGAGGAGGUUGGGAGAGAACUGGCCUCGACUGCGGUCCCGGGUGAGGAAGGGGACUCGUGGGAAGAAGAAGGCUUCGGCUCUUCGUCCCCGGUGAAAUCACCCGGAGCUUAUUUCAUGGCUGGCUCGCCGCCGUUGAAGGGUCCUCGUCGUUUUUACGGUCAGUCGUCAUCGCCGCCACCGCGAGCGGAUACAAUCCGGUACCGGGAACACCCGGAUCCCGGUUCUCCUUUGCCCGAGUACCCCGGCACACCGCCGCACAAGACCUUUCGCAAAUUGCGCCUCUUCGAUACUCCGCAUACGCCGAAGAGUCUCCUUUGUCGAGCUGAAGGAAUGGGCUCGAGUUCAGCUAAACUCCGUGGUGGCUCUCUCUUUAUGAAUGUCGGAAAACUAGUAAAACAGGAAUGUGAUAUUGGACAAGCCCCUCAUGUGAACAUUAAUCCCUUUACUCCAGAUUCUGUCUUUCUUCAAUCUUCAGUUGGACAGUGUCGAAGGAGAAAGAGAACACAUUGGAAUGACUCCUGUGAUGAGGACAUGGAAGCAAGUGAUGGAGAACUUGAAGAUGAAACUGUCAGACCUGCCAAGCGGAUCAGCAUAACAGAAAGCAAUAUGAAAUCUCGAUAUGCGACAGAAUUUCAUGAAUUGGAGAAGAUUGGUUCUGGCGAAUUUGGUUCUGUAUUCAAAUGUGUGAAAAGGCUUGAUGGUUGCAUCUAUGCAAUAAAGCGAUCCAAGAAACCAUUGGCUGGCUCAGUUGAUGAGCAAAAUGCUCUUAGAGAAGUUUAUGCUCAUGCCGUUUUGGGACAGCAUUCACAUGUAGUCAGAUACUUCUCUGCUUGGGCUGAAGAUGAUCAUAUGCUUAUUCAGAAUGAAUAUUGUAAUGGUGGCAGUUUAGCUGAUGCUAUAAGUGAAAACUAUAGAAAUAUGCGUUACUUUGGUGAACCAGAACUGAAAGAUUUGCUACUACAAGUUGCUCGUGGUUUAAAGUACAUCCAUUCAAUGUCACUGGUGCACAUGGAUAUAAAACCUAGUAAUAUCUUCAUAUCUAGGACCUCAAUUCCAACUACUACAUCUGAAGAAGGAGAUGAAGAUGAAUGGUCAUCUAGCAGAGUUGUUUUCAAAAUAGGUGAUCUUGGUCAUGUCACUAGAAUAGCCAGUCCUCAGGUGGAGGAAGGAGACAGUCGUUUUCUUGCCAAUGAAGUUUUACAAGAGAACUAUAAUUACUUGCCAAAAGCGGAUAUUUUUGCAUUGGCAUUAACUCUGAUAUGUGCUGCUGGGGCUGAACCAUUGCCAGCCAAUGGGGAUCAAUGGCAUGAAAUUCGACAAGGAAGACUACCCAAAAUCCCACAAGUCCUUUCUCAAGAGUUAUUAGACUUGCUAAAAGUUAUGAUAAACCCUGACCCAGAGAAAAGGCCCUCAGCAGUUGCUCUAGUUAAGCAUUCUGCAUUGUUAUCCACUGCGAGAAAGAGCGCUGAACAGCUACGAAUAGAAUUGAAUGCUGAAAAGUUCAAAAACUCUUUGUUGCAGAAGGAGUUGAAGAAAGCACAAAUGGCAAAGGCGGCUGCUGAGGAGCGAGCACAAUUUACAGAUCGAAUGACAACUAGAUCUACAGCACAGAAUAGAAUUGCUCGUCUUACUGGGAAAAAAAUGAACCGUUCAGUUAGUCUCACAAUAUACUAAUGACUCUAUUUCAUAAACUGACAAAGGAGGAUAAUUGAUUAUUGCUGGAUAAUUAGGAGCAGAAGAGAAGAGUCUGUUUCUAAGUUUCUAUUUAAUCAUUGUCAAUGGUUUUAUAAAGAAGCCUUAUGCAAUUUGAAUUUUACAAGAUGCAGUUAAUCAAUUAUCUUUUCUCUGCUUCUCCCAAUAUUUACAAGUUACAUUCAAGAUCUUCAUUUUCUGGAAAAAUAGCCACCGCCAAGUGAAAUGGAUUUCUCCUCAGUGCUGUGCGCUCCCUAAAUUUAUUCUAGAGGGUUUAGGAUUGUGAGGAAAGGGAUUCUCUUGAGUAGAUUUGGGAGAUGUUUUGUGGAUUUGAAGAAAGGGAGAUCCCAAUGCACAAAGGAAGGCUGCUCAGAGAACACUGGAUGGAGCCACUGCUGAACAGGUGUUUGACUAUAAUAUAUAUAAUAUCAUCCAGAGCCAACCAUUGGAAUGGUGUGCUGCUUUUUAGUUUUAAUGCAUUGUUAGAAAAGGCGUUUUCCUGAUAAUAUAAAGAAUUACUUUAUAAAUUGCUCCAUCAGGCAUGGAAAUAAGAAGUGCCAUGGAGAAAGUCUAAAGGACAACAAGCCAAACCAUACCUGGUGUCAGGUAAAUCUGUUGUGAAUUUAUUCGUGGAUUCAACUGGGAGCACUUUGUUAGGCAUUGUUGCAAAUCACAGGAGUAAUCUUGUGGAUACAUGCCAUGUGAAACUGCUGCUAUUUUUAGUUUGUCUUGCUGUAAACUGUAGCAUUAAAACAAUCAUUGUGUUAAUGGGCUUUCUUUUAAAAAAAUUAUGUGAAAAAAAUACCAGAGUUGCUCUAGUGAAAGCAGCUUCCUUCUUUGAAGCUAGUGUACUGUGUACAGAAACAGCACACCAAUUUUAUAUUUGAAUUACAUUGUUAGUGUAAAUGUCUUUUUUAUAAUUGUUUCUAAUAAAAGUUGUCAAGUUAAUUCCUCUUCCUUUUCUACCUUCUCUUCCCUCCUCUAUUAAUAUGUGAAUGUCACAUGUUUCACUAUUUGUACAUAGCAUACUGUUUUAACAUUUUUCAAAAUGACUGUAUAUAGCUGUUACAUUGUACAACAUAAAAGCUGUAGUUUGCAAUUUCAGAAGAUCCUAUUCAAAUUUAUUUCGAUUUUAGUUAAGAGAAUAAUAUAAUUGGUACCCUAAUAAUCUGUUUCAAUAUUGCCCAAAUAGAUGCUAUCUAUUAUUGGCUUUUUGGCAGUUUCCUACUUGAAUGUUUCACUGUUUUUAAUUAGCAUUGCAUCAAAAUAUUAAAGUGCCAC